Kazachstania africana CBS 2517 is the source of this 723-nucleotide messenger RNA. RefSeq names its product Hri1p (gene HRI1). The transcript has a single exon. Lineage: Eukaryota; Fungi; Ascomycota; Saccharomycetes; Saccharomycetales; Saccharomycetaceae. The record is from RefSeq and is a predicted model, not a curated record. Bases 1 to 723 code for a protein of 240 amino acids.
AUGCCAUCCUUAUUGAAGAGAAUCUCAUUCAGAGUUGCUGGAACAAACAACGAAAGAACAUUUACCCUAUCAUCAGUUUCUGAUGACGGUCAUUUUAUUUCUUUACGUCCCCUUAUUAAACCAGCUGGAGAGAAAGAAGUAGAAUUUCCAUUCGAAUGGGCCUUCGCAGGUACAAAUAAAGAUGUCGACGUCACUAAAGUGGAUGAGACAAAUGUUAGACAAGUUUUUAGAAUGGCAUUUGAUUCUAACGUUUACCUAAAAGUUCCAAAUGCAAGUUCUGAUCCUGUCGAUACCAAUUGGAAAACUUGGGACAGUGGAGUUCUUCAGGAAUCUGGUACAAUUUUCCCGUUCGGUGAUGACAGAGCUGUUGAAUUCGAAGAGAUAUGGCAACCAAUUGAUAUUGAAAGCGGUAAAUUGAUUUUAACUGAUUCAGCUGCAGCAAAUGGUAGAUCCAUCGUCCUCAAGGUCACAAACUCUAAUAAGUAUGGUAUUAUUAUUGUUACCGGCAAGUGGAUUCAAGGUCUAUUGGGCGAUCUUGAUGAUAGCUCCAUUAAAGGUUUAAACUUUAUUAGAUUCGUUCAAAACUCAGACGGUUCUCACCAAAAGCUUAUAAAUUACGGUUCUAACGUUGACCAAUUCCCAACAAAAUUUGACUCUUUGGAGAAGGGGGAAACCAUCGAUGUCAAUGGUGUUUCCUGGGAAGUUCUCGAAUAUCAUGUAUAA